AUGGCUUAUUCCCAUCCAAUUCAUGAAGCAAACAAAAACAGCCCUUAUGGAGAUCUCACAAGAGAAGAAUUCCAUAAAAAGCAUCAAAUACUUCACAAACAAAGCUUCAUGUUCAACGAUGAUUACAUGAAGAUUUUCACUCAGUCAUGGCAGCCUUCAGAUUCAACUUCAAAACUCAAGGGGAUUGUGGCAAUGAUCCACGGUUACUGCUUCGAAAGCAGCUGGCUGUUUGAGCUAAACGCGGCAGCCAUAGCAAAAUCAGGCUACUUUGUUUGUGCUCUUGAUCUUCCUGGCCAUGGUUACUCGGAAGGUAAACCCGGGAUAGUCUCUGAUUUCCAAUCCCUAGUCUCAGAUUCAAUCCUAUUCUUUGAUUCGGUUCGAAAAGAGCACCCGAAACUGCCUGCAUUUCUUUAUGGUGAAUCAAUGGGAGGUUCAAUCUCUAUCUUCAUUUGCUCAAGGCAAAAAAAUGUAUGGAAUGGACUCAUUUUAUGUGGUCCGAUGUGUGGUGUUUUGCGAAAUAUGUUGCCAAUCUGGCCGAUGGAGAAAGUACUACUUCCUGUGGCCUCUUGCAUUGCACCAACGUGGAAGAUAAGUAGCACAAAAUCACUAGCAACGGAAAUUAUCAAAGUGGGAUGGAAGAAGAAGUUGGCGGCGAAGACCCCGAAUCCAGCAACAAAAGCGAUGAUUCCACUUCCGGCAAUAACCUCGCAAGCGAUCAUGAAAUCAGUUGCUUGCAUUCAAAAAAGAUGCCACGAGUUAGUGGUGCCUUUGCUGGUUUUGCAUGGUGGAGAUGAUAGGAUCUGUGAUCCUCAAUCGUCAAAAUUUGUACUUGAAUCAGCUGCCAGUAAGGAUAAGUCUUUGAAGAUUUUUCCAGGGAUGUGGCAUGGAUUAAUGGGGGAACCAAAUGAAAGUGUUGAACUAGUUUUUGAGAUGAUCAUUUCUUGGAUUGAGAUGAGAGCUAAGAUGGUGGAAAUGAAUCACAUGUUGCGCUCUUCUCUUUAG
Oldenlandia corymbosa var. corymbosa is the source of this 1002-nucleotide messenger RNA. Lineage: Eukaryota; Viridiplantae; Streptophyta; Magnoliopsida; Gentianales; Rubiaceae. The record is from the annotation of a GenBank genome assembly.